This is a messenger RNA of Microplitis demolitor, 1312 nucleotides long. Its product is annotated as retinol dehydrogenase 14. Bases 305 to 1309 code for a protein of 334 amino acids. NCBI's taxonomy places the organism in Eukaryota, Metazoa, Arthropoda, Insecta, Hymenoptera, Braconidae. The record is from RefSeq and is a predicted model, not a curated record. The transcript has 6 exons.
UACCGGUCUCAGUCUGUUGGAGAAUCUUUCUCGCUCGACAGCGUCUCAAGAGUACAAGAGUACAUUGUAUACUGCGUAUAUAUAUAUUAAUAUACAUAUAUAUUGGACAGUAUAGAGAAAUCGAAUCAAAGUGGGGAAUGAGGAUACACGGUUUGAAAUCGUACAGGUGAAGAGUACCGUAAUGCCCAGUUUUUUUCUCGCUUCAGAGAAAAUUAUUCUUUCGUACAUAUAUAUUACACAUUAUUAUUCAUCAGUUUUAUCAAAACUACGAGCAAGUAAACAUCAACACUCUUUUUUCAUUUAAAUGAUGGUCUUGGGGAUAGAAAUAACACUAUCUUUAGUGUGUUAUGUCGUCCUGGCACUAAUUAUCGCUGCAAUAAUAUUAUUUUUUACAUUACUGCAACUAUUUAUCUACGUAACAACUGGCGUCUGUAAGAGCAAGAAAAAAAUGAACGGUAAAACGGUCAUUAUCACUGGCUGCACAUCAGGAAUCGGAAAAGAAACAGCGCGAGAUCUAGCACACCGUGGGGCUAGAUUGAUAAUGGCUUGUCGCAAUCUCCAAACUGCUACUAAAUUAAAAGAUGAACUAAUCAGAGAAACGGGAAACAACAACAUAGUAGUCAAGCAUCUAGACCUUUCAUCAUUAAAAUCGGUCCGUGACUUUGCUGCCCAAAUAAACCGCGAAGAGUCACGGUUAGAUGUUUUAAUCCACAACGCGGGAACAGCCGAGACCUUCAGAAAAAAAGUAACUGAUGAUGGACUAGAAAUGACCAUGGCGACCAAUCAGUAUGGGCCAUUUUUGCUGACUCAUUUGCUCAUAGAUUUAUUGAAGCGUUCAAAACCAUCAAGAAUCGUAGUCGUCGCAUCGGAGCUAUAUCGCCUUGCUACCCUCAAUUUAGAUAAUUUGAACCCGGUAACAACGAUUCCAGCGUACUUAUAUUACGUUUCAAAGUAUGCAAACAUUGUAUUCACCCUUGAAUUGGCACGACGCUUGGAAGGAACUGGAGUCACUGUUAAUUGUCUGCAUCCGGGUCUGAUUGACAGCGGAAUUUGGCGAAGCGUCCCGGCACCAUUGUCCUGGGGACUGAACAUCAUAAUCCGUGGAUUCUUCAAGACUCCUAAGCAAGGAGCGCAGACCACGAUCCAUCUAGCGGUUUCUGAAGAGCUCGAAGGAGUUAGUGGAAAAUAUUUCUUGGACUGCAAGGAAUACGGACUGUCUUCAGGAGUCAAGGAUCCAGCAAAGGGCAAGAAAUUCUGGGAACUAAGUGAAUCUCUUGUUAAACUACAGCCUUCAGAUCCUAAAUUAUAAGUU